UCCAUUAUGGCUUCCCUCCUUUUGUCCCUCUUCAUCUUUUCCCUCUUCUCCACCUCCUUCUCUUCACCUGUUCCCAUUCGCUCAGAAUAUGAAGUCAGUCUCCUUUUUGAGGGCUGGCUAGUUAAACUGAACAAGUCUUACAGAGGAGCCAUUGGAGAAGGAGAAGAGAUAUGAGAUCUUCAAGGAUAACUCUCAAGUAUAUUGAUGAGCACAAUGCCGGUAAUCAUACCUAUACUCUCGCUUUAACUGUGUUUGCUGACCUUACCGUGGAAGAGUAUAGAUCCACUUAUCUACGAAAAUUGCCUCCUCCAUCUGAGUAUGAUUUGGUAAACCAUUACGAUGAUGAGAAUGAUGAUGUGUAUAACUUCAACGAGACGGUCACAGUGCCGAAUUCUAUGGAUUGGAGGGAUUUGGGGGCUGUUCUCCCAGUCAAACAGCAGGGAGGGUGUUUUAGCUGUUGGGCUUUUACUGCGGUUGCUACGAUUGAAGCCAUAAAUCAGAUUGUUACUGGAGAUUUAACAUCUUUGUCUGAGCAACAACUAGUAGAUUGUGACCAUAAAAGUUGUGAUGCAUAUUACAUUCAUAAGACUUACGAGUACAUUCAACAAAAUGGUGGCAUUGACACUGAGCAGGACUAUCCUUACGCUGCUGUCUAUAGCCAGUGCGACACAACCAAGGAAAGUAACAAAGUAGUGACAAUUGAUGGUUAUCAAUGGGCACCCCAAAAUCAAGAGAGACUCUUAAUGGCACGGGUUGCACAACAACCUGUUGGAGUUGUUGUUGAAGCCUACGAAAGGGAUUUCCAGAAUUAUGGAACGGGUGUAUUCAUUGGAUAUUGUGGAAAAAAACAAGAUCAUGCUGUCACUAUAAUUGGUUAUGGCAAUCAAGAUGGUGUAGACUAUUGGCUUAUCAAAAACUCAUGGGGAGAAUUCUGGGGAGAAGGUGGGUACAUGAAAUUAGAACGAAAUACCAGAGAGGCAACUGGUAGAUGCGGUGUUGCUGAGUGGCCCGUGUACCCGAUAAAAUACAAAAAUAUGCGCCAUCCGGUUGGAGCGAAGGAAGCAUAAGCACGCCAUUCUGGUUUAAUUCACACGGAUGGUGAAGGCAAGAUGACGACCAAAUGUUGUCGGUUGACGGCAGUUUGAAUGAAGUAAUAAAGUUCCAAAUGAUUAUUGUCUAAUAAUUUGCUGCAUUUAUAAACUGAAAUUGAGUAUCCAGAACAUUAUUGUAUUUAUAUAAUAAGUAAAAUUUCUGAUAUAAAAGUUUCU
Dioscorea cayenensis subsp. rotundata (Guinea yam) is the source of this 1268-nucleotide messenger RNA. Its product is annotated as zingipain-1-like. Gene Ontology annotation, cellular component: lysosome. Bases 171 to 1067 code for a protein of 298 amino acids. Gene Ontology annotation, molecular function: cysteine-type endopeptidase activity. Lineage: Eukaryota; Viridiplantae; Streptophyta; Magnoliopsida; Dioscoreales; Dioscoreaceae. The record is from RefSeq and is a predicted model, not a curated record. The transcript has 5 exons.